UCAAAAACAAGAAUGGCGACAAUCAGGCCAAAGCGGAAGCGCGAAAUUCAAGAUGAUUUGCUUGACUAUGUGGACAAUUUCCAAUAUUUUCGUGCUUUGGAUAGUAAAAAGAGGAGACGUUCAACAGGCAGUGUUUUGAAACCGGUGAAAGAGAAUGUAUGUGUAAAGGAGGCAAGGACAUCAGUACAAAAGGUUAAUGCUGAACUUAAAGUGGAAGACUUUCGAUCACCACUCAAACCAGGCACCAGUGGGUUGGUGACACCGUUUAAAACAUGGCGCAACACUCUACGGGGACAAAUGAGGAGGUCAUUUCACAAGAAAAUCCUGAAGGGCAUGACAAAUUAUGACCUUCCCUAUCUUGGUACAGAAGACCUGAAGCGAUUUUCUAAAGAAUGUCAGAAAGACAAGCAAGUGGACCUAGAGCUACAGCAGAAGAUUGACCAUGAAAUCAAGAUGCGAGACGGCACGGCCAAACUCCUGGCCGCCUCCAAACACCCAGCGCAGAUGUUGGAGGCAGCCAAGAACCUGUUGUCCUCCAACCACAGGAUGAUAGCUUACAUGUCAGAGCUACAGAAACGCAAGACAGAUGAAGUGAUGGGGAAGAAACAAUCCACGGCAGGCAACCAGGUGCCCUGUAAAGGAAGAGUAGGCAUCUCAGACCUACGCAUUCCUCUAAUGUGGAAGGAUUCAGAUCAUUUCAAGAACAAAGGAGUAUUAUGGCAGCAUGUGUGUGAGAAUAAAAUGACCAUCAAACCACCGAAUGAAAACAAGAUUCCCACCUUUAUGAGGAAAGGUUCAGCCUCUUCAACACAUGGAGAUAUCCCAUAUGGAAGUACACCCUCUGUGAAGAAGACCCACACAUCCUCUGUCACAGCCCAAGAUGACCACCCAGAAUUCUCCCCACUGACCCUCAUGUUACGGCGGUUGACCAGUGAGGAUGACCAACAUGUCCAGCCAUGCUAUGGACGGUCCAGGCACUCCAGUAGGACCAGUAGUACCAGCGACAGCAGGGACAGUUCUGAAUUGUAGACAUUAACUUCCUGUUGUUAACAAAGCCUAGCAAGGGCUUCCCUGUUCUGGCUCAAAGACAAACUUCAUAUGAACAUGGUUAACACAGCCUAGCAAGGGCUUCCCUGUUCUGAGCUCUACAAACUAUGUAUAAAAAACAUGGCCCUGGCCUGUGACAUAUGAUGGGUGCACUGACCAUGAAGGACGUGGAUCAGUUUUGGUGCUAAAAUGGAGGCCAGGUAUCCCACAAUGCUCUGCAACAAAGACAGAAUCUCAUUCUGAAGUAGAAAGUACAAGCCAUGUGGCAGAAGUAUGCCAAAUCAAUUCAUGUCAAGUUUGCAGUGUUUUCUUAUUAAUUGUUGCCGUUUAGAGUGAAAUGUACUAGGGCAUUGUAUAUGUCUGAGAAAAAGUUAAAUUGUUCUUUGAUUUCAGAUUCAGUCUUCUUCCAUCGUACCUUUUUGUUUUAUGUGCUUUUAGACUGUUUUUAUUUUAUUGAUGGAGGUUUUCAAGUAUAAACAAAGUAUUUUGUGCCAAUGGAGCAUGGACUCGACAACAAUUAGUAAUCAAGGCAUUGAGUGUCUACAGAGAUCUAGUAUUGUACUAUUUCACUCUGACAUGCAGAACAAAGGAAAUGUGAUUUUCAUAAACACGAAGUGGUUAUUUGCUUGAACUCUUCUUAAGCAGAAAUGUGUACCUAGUUUAAGAAUACAUUUUAACAUACCCUCAGUUUUGGGUAUACUGUAGCCUUUUUCAUUGAUUCAGAUUUGUUUCAUUGUGGUCAUGAAUUGUUUACUUUUAAGGUUGCCUUUCGUAUGUUCUUCCAACAUUUUUUUAACAAUUAAGUUUUAUAAGAGCUUUUUUAUGUGAUUUACAUGGAGGAAGAUUUUAUCUAGUCAUUUUCUAACGAUGGUCAAUGUGUCCUGGAUAAUUGUCAUUGUGAGCAUUCCAGGAAAAGAUAUCCCUGUUCACCAUGUAAGCUUGUGUGAGGACAGAUAUCAUUGUUCACCAUGUUAGCAUGUGUGAGGGCAGAUAUCAUUGUUCACCAUGUUAGCAUGUGUGAGGGCAGAUAUCAUUGUUCACCAUGUUAGCAUGUGUGAGGGCAGAUAUCAUUGUUCACCAUGUUAGCAUGUGUGAGGGCAGAUAUCAUUGUUCACUAUGUUAGCGGAUGUGAGGGCAGAUAUUUAUAUAGUGCAGCAGUAUAAUACUGUAUUUCCUGAUAACAUUCACUGUAUUUCUAUGUAAUACCCUCAAUUGUAAAUAUAACCAUUAUUUAUAUCA
Messenger RNA from Lingula anatina, 2286 nucleotides. RefSeq names its product rhotekin. NCBI's taxonomy places the organism in Eukaryota, Metazoa, Brachiopoda, Lingulata, Lingulida, Lingulidae. Gene Ontology annotation, cellular component: actomyosin contractile ring. The record is from RefSeq and is a predicted model, not a curated record. Gene Ontology annotation, biological process: septin ring organization; actomyosin contractile ring assembly; mitotic cytokinesis.